Messenger RNA from Penicillium expansum, 1206 nucleotides. Its product is annotated as F-box protein. Gene Ontology annotation, molecular function: protein binding. The coding region runs from base 1 to 1206 and encodes 401 amino acids. The transcript has a single exon. The record is from RefSeq and is a predicted model, not a curated record. Lineage: Eukaryota; Fungi; Ascomycota; Eurotiomycetes; Eurotiales; Aspergillaceae.
AUGGCAACAUCAAAUUCGAAUUUUCGGCAUCUCCCCGUUGAAUUAAUGCAAGCGAUUGCAUUUCGCCUACCAGCAGAAGAUCUGUGCUCGUUUCGGUUGUCUUGUAAGAGCAUAUAUGAGAGCACUAUGUACACUUUCCGCUGUACAUUCUUCGAAAGGAUAGGGACAAACUUGUCCCUCAAAGGCCUUGAAAGGGUCGAAGCCAUAGCAAACGAUUCAGAGCUAGCACCGCAUGUUCGUUCCCUAACCGUGAAAUUUGUCGACGACUUCGAAGAUAGACUUGCAGAAGGCUUAAGGUGGAAUCGGCAUUCCUCCGGCUAUUUACUACUGGACGCAGAUGUUCAGAAAUGGGCUGAGGCUCUGCGUGGCCUGGUGAACUGCACGUCUUUUCACCUCAUUCGGAAGGGCUGGACUGAUAACGACACCUGCCUCGACCGCUUCACGUCCACUGAUAUUAUAACACUGAUUCUCAGUGCUAUCAUCGAGGCUCAUAUCCCCGUCCAAGAAUUCCUGGUUGAUUUCGUACCGCCAUGUGUCGGAGGAGCAAACGAACUCGAUUUAAGACGCCUUAAUGUGCCUGCUCUUUGGAAGCCAGAGUUCACCUCUGUUUGGGCCAGCUUGCAAGUUCUCCUGUUGAACUUUACAAUGGAAAAAAAUUGGAUUAUCGACUGGAUUGACCCAAUGGUGCGGCAUGCAACUGAUCUACGUAAAUUGACAAUCAAAUUCGAUGACGGUCGCGUAGCACGCGCAGUUAUUGAACAACUUUCCUCCCUCGGCACGACUUCGCAGCUGCAGGAACUCACCUUGAAUGGGGUGGCGAAAUCAAUAAUCAACCCAGCGAGCUUAAGCAAGCUAUUACACAACUAUCGGGACAGCCUUCGUGUCAUCAACAUAACUUAUGUACCUCUGGAGGACUCAGGCUGGAAAUCGACAUUGAAAAUGCUCAGCGAGUUUCCUGUACUCGAGAGCUUCUCAUUCGACAACCUGAGAGAAUUUCGGUAUGCUAUGCACUUUCCGGUUGCUUCUGGAAUCCCGACGGUAGAGCAGGGCACAGAGUUUGUUAUAUUCCGCCCUAGAAAACUAAGAGACCAAACCUGGAAUACCAGGGUCCGCUGCCGGGGACCCAAUGCAAAAGCUAUUCUUCAAAGACUUGCAGACUCAUUGGAGCCCCUCAUUUUCCCAAAACGAAACCUCGUAACCGUGUGA